UUAUUUAUAUAGUAAAAUGCUAUUUAUUGCCUGUUAUAUGUUCUGUAUGCUUUCUCAUUUAGCACAACUUUUUAAGAAAAAUAAAACAUACACGUUUGUUAAAUGAAAACUAUAUCCAAAUUCUCAUUUUCCAGAUAAAAAAACUAAUAUGAAUGAUAAAAAUAGAAAAAAAAUUUGUCUUUUAAUUUGAAGACAAUAUAGUAAUUUCAAAGUAAGCAAAUUGAAGAGAAAAACUUCUCCGAGUAUUCGCUCGUUUUUCCCUUGAAACCACACAUCUCCAUUAAACAACUCAUAAAAAAACUAAGUGUUUCAUGUUGACUACUAUAGUAGUCAUGCAAUCUUUGAGAACACACCUAAAUCAAAGAAGAAAAAACAGUAAAAGAAGACGAAGAGUUGUAGUUGACAGUUCAGAGUAAGAUGAAUAUUGAGAUGACACACAGAUCUGUACAAGUUAUACUUAAAAUAUAUGUCAUCGAUCUCGAAACGUCUUCUAUAAACAUAAAACAGUAAAAGAAAAAUCAGCAGGAUAAAUAUAAUAUACACAAAAAAAGCAGUUAUCUUUAUCUUUGUUUUUAUCAUAAUACGUACAUAAAUAGUUAUGCGUGUUUGGAUUUUUCUCUCUAUAGUUAGUUAGUUAGUUAUAAUGCACAAAGAAUAAUUUUUUUUGUUUUAUAAUCAAGUGUUUCAUUCCCACUGUACGUGAACCGUAUCAUGUUGAAUGAGACAAGUUUUCUAAUCAGAUGUUGUCAAUGAUAACACGAUUAUUAUUUUGACUUCAAAAUAGACAAUGUUUCUCCCUCGAAUAAUUGAGAACGAUAUAAUAGGAAAAAAGUGUUGUUAUUUUACAAGUUUGAUUUGAUCAUCAUUUCGUUGUAUAGUUGUGUUGAUGCGGUGGCCAUCUAAUAACAGAAAAACUAUGAAUAACAUUAACAACAUCAUCAUCGAAAGAAGUUAUCACUUUAUAAAAGAAAAUGAUAGCGGCACGUUUUCAUUCGAGUUCAAGAAACCCACUAGCACAACAUCAACAACCGCAAACCCNAAUGAUGAUCAAAUCAAACUUGUAAAAUAACAACACUUUUUUCCUAUUAUAUCGUUCUCAAUUAUUCGAUCUCGAAACACCUAAAUUUAUAAGUAAAAAUAAAGAUAAACACAGUCGUAUAUCUAGAUGUUAUCAAAAUACUCAUACAGACGACAAUGAUGAUGAUCGCAAUGAAUAUAAAAAGGUAUUAUUAAAUCUAUUUUAUUUUUAUCUGUCACACUUGUCUUCUAAAUCCUAUUACUAUUUUGCUAAACAGAGAUGUCAAAUUUCUGAUAAUUGUAAUGUCAAGUUAAUUGCUUUGAGAAAAGAAUUAAUUUAUGGUACAAAUUAUAGCUUAUUCUAAGAGGUGGUCGUAUGAUUGAUAAAGUGUUUCGUUAUCAUAAUAGAGAAUUAGAGGAGUUGAUUGAAAAAAACAUCUCUUUUAGAGUAAAAGAUGUUUAGUACGAUCGAAUUAUGAACAUUUACUACACAAUAACAUCACGUUUGUCAAUAACAGUGACUAUUAUUUAUCGAAUUUGAACUUGUCGAAUUAGAGUUACAUCGAUUCAGCUACUAACAUGAAAUGUCACUUGGUACUAUCAAAUAUUUUAUUAGAGAGAGAUGACACAAAUAACUGUCUGUUGCAUUUCUCCUAUUACAAUCCACUCGGUAUACGUAGUAUGUAUCAUCUCUUCUCCGAACGAAGGCUUAAUAUUGAAGUAACAUUUUAAUUUGACGAUCAAAGUCUAAAGUCUAACAUUACUUCUCCACAAAAAGAAUCUUCUGUCUUAAAUUGUAUUAUGUACAUGUAUUGUCCACAAUUACUUAAAAAAAUAACACACCUGACUGUUUCUUUAACUUUCGCAAUUUCUAUUUUCUAACUAACUAAUUAGAAGAUUGAUUUAUUAGCAACUCGCAGAGAAAAUAGAGUUUUUAGCACAGUUUCUAGACUGAAAUGAGCACGAAACGGAUUAUUUGAGCACGAAUAUUUUUCGUUGGUGAUGGAUCAUCUAAUAUUUAAGUCCUUGAAGGACUUCAUACAUAUUGCCCAUUAUUGCAUGUACUGUAUAGAAAUUUUGAUUUGACCCAGUUAUAAUAUGUUGUUGACGGUGUUUUCGAUAUUUCAUUAAUAGAGUGAAACACAACUGCGCGUCCCAAAUGCUACCUUUAACAUGGCUGCAACAAUAUCAUUCAUUUCUUUGGACCACGUUUCUACUUAGUUGUAUUCAAGAAGACCAGUAGCUAUGCCAAACACGCAGUCGGUCUAAUAAUGCUAUUUGGGUAUUACGUGGUAGCACAUCCUGCCAGUUUACAAUAUUUUGAGAAAAAAAAGAGAACAUCCAAAAACAACUAAAUUAGCUUUACCUCGUUGAAACUUUUUCUCGGAUAGCAAGUGAUUUGAUAUGUCACUAAUUUCGUUUUUGUGAUUUUGAAAUAUAUUUACUACAUAUGAAACAGAUCCAUUGUCCGUGCUUAAAAUAAUCUUUUCCAUUAAAACGGUGCUUAUUUCAGCCAAAAGAUUUAUUUAAACACGGUCCGUGCUCAGAAAAAUCUUCGUCCGAGUACUCUAACAGAUGGUUUAGUUUAAAUUAGUUUGAUUAAAAUUUUCCGUUAAAAUUAAGUUCUUUAAGUUCAUUUCAGCCAUUUUUGUUGUAUCAAUUAUAACCAUCCCAUAUUAUGGUCAGAUUACGACGGUUAUGAACUGAUAACGGAUCAAUAUUAAUUAACACUCAAAUAUUUUAAAGAAAAUUUUUAUAGUCCUAGUUAGGGGAAAGUCAUAUUCAUCAACGUGGUUAAUAUCGCUUUUGUCUGAAUGAACACCAUUUAAAUCUGCUCAAAAAAUAGUGCAAUUUUUUUUGGAUCUAAUCAUAGUUAUCCUAUAUGACUGUAACUAUUUCAGAUUAUUACUAUUGCAAGAAAUUUAUUUUGAUCGAUAAAAAGAGUACUUAUUUCAUAUUAUUGAUUAGUAAAUAAGUCAUCACCGAUUUAAUGACAUAAAUCAUUGUAGAUUGUCCCAUUUCGUCCAAUAAUGCGCUAAAUUACUGUUCAUUAAUAUUUUAUUCGAAAAGAUUUUGUCAGAAAUAAUUUGAAAAAAUAUCUAAGCUUCUCUUUAUUCUUUUAUUCCUUUUUGGUUUUGAAAAAGUGUGUAGUGCAUGAACAAAAAAAACAUAUCAUUCAUUUUGAAGAAUGUAGUAAAAAUGAAAUUAGUGAUACAAAAUAUGAAAAGAAAACGCAUGUUUUAAUAUAAGUUUUUUGAUCUUUUUUCUAUCUUUAAACUAGAAAAAAUAUCUCAUUUUUUCUUAUUACUUUGUGUUUAAAAGAAAUUAAUCAAUAAUCUUGAUGCAUCUCGUAUUUUGGAGACGAUCUAACAUCUCUCCACACUCCUCUCCAUCUUCAAUUAAACGUUUACCAAUUGCAUUUUCAAAUCGUUCUUAUUCAUCCUCAUUAGAUCUCACACAACAUCACGACCCUGUUAUAUCUAAACUAUUGUUAGAAAAUGCUCACUCUAAAUCUACCAGUGAAACAGUACACGUAAGAUUUUAGGUUAUAAUCUUAGACUUUUCAUAGUACAAAAAUGAUGUACAAAUGUACUGCUUUUUAUUUUAGUUCAAAUUUGCUGAUAAAGCACCUCAAACACGUGAUCUACGAUCAACUGGUGCUAAGUAUGAGCGAAUGUCAGCACCUAUAUUGUCGUUCGAUGAUGAGGGAGAUAUACCAGUUCCAAAAAUACAAAGAGGAAUGUAUCCAAAGGAGAAGUAUCAUGAUGCUGAUUCAAAAGAAACUGUUGAUAAUUCAAAACGACCAACAACUGAUGGACAAUAUUAUCGAGAUGAUGAAAUAUCAAGUGAGAAAGCCACACGUAAAGAAAAAUGUCGACAUUGUUUACGUGUAGUAUCAAAAAUAACAUUUAGUCAACUUGGAUUAGGUGGACUUGUUGUUGGUUAUGUGAUAUUGGGCGGUUUGAUAUUUGAUGCUAUCGAAUCACGCCAUGAACGAGAACGUUUAGAAGAAAAAGUACGAUAUCGUCAAAAUUUUGUCGAACAAUUGUACGCAUUAGCUUAUACAGAAUUUAAUCGUGUUCUAAAUAAUACGUUUGAAUUAAAAUACGCUUUAUGGAGAGGUGGUUUGUCAAGACAUGAUGAAAAAAAUGACGGUUGGCAGCUAGAAGUUGAACAACAUAUUUGGAAAAAACAUGUUAAUAAUGAAUUAUUAAAAUAUUUUCAUGCUGAAGAAAAAAGUCAAUAUAUGGAUGAACAAAAUCAACAAUCAAAUACAAUGCAAGUAUGGACAUUUUCAUCGGCAAUGCUUUAUGCAGCAACUGUGAUAACCACAAUAGGAUACGGAAAUAUAACCCCAAAAACAACCGAAGGAAAAAUUGCUACUAUGAUUUAUGCAAUGAUUGGAAUCCCUUUGAUGUUCAUGUGUUUAACUUAUACUGGUGAUCUUUUAGCCGACGCUUUCAUUAGUGGAUAUUCAAAAUUAGUCAAUUUUGCUAUGAAACGUUUAUGUCGCGGUAGACUGAAAGUAUUUAUGCCCGUAAACACGAGAAGAAGUUUUGAACAACCAGAAUCUGAGGAUGGAGAAAAACGACACGUUCCUAUUGUUGCUACAUUAGCCGUAUUGGCAUUAUAUAUUGCAAUGGGAGCAUUACUGUUUGCACAAUGGGAACGUUGGCCUGUGCUUGAUGGUGCUUAUUUUUGUUUCAUUACCUUUACUACCAUUGGAUUUGGGGACUUGGUUCCCGGUAAAGGAACACUAAACGAGAAUAAAGCCGGUAAAGCGGCAAUGUGUUCAAUAUUUUUACUAUUUGGCAUGAUUGUUAUGGCCAUGAGUUUUAAAUUAAUGCAAGAUGAAAUAAUAUCGAAAUUUCGUUCGAUCGGAAAACGAUUUGGUUUAAUUAAAUCGAAUAAUGAUCAUGGUUGA
Molecule: messenger RNA, 4942 nt
Organism: Didymodactylos carnosus
Lineage: Eukaryota; Metazoa; Rotifera; Eurotatoria; Philodinida; Philodinidae
Source: the annotation of a GenBank genome assembly